UGCGGCGUUUUGGGGGGGAGUCUCACCGCCCACCUCCCCAUUUUUCCCCUUUUGCAGAGCAGCAGAUUCGUCACCCUGGAGCUCCUCACUUACGCCGACCUGGAGACCCUCCGCAGCCAGAGAAUGGGGGCAAUUUCCCGGCCUCCGCUUUCCUCAGCGUCCCACCUCAAUGCCAAGCGUUAUCUCAUCCUUGUCUACUCCGUUGAGUUCGACAGGAUCCACUACCCGCUGCCGCUGCCCUACGCCGGGAAGCUGGAUCCUGCCGCGCUGCACCGGCUCGUCUGCGACCUGAGGGAGGAACUGGCUCAGCUCCGUGCUCAGCGCAAGGACAGUCACCGGGACACCGAGAUCCGGCGUUUGCAGGAUGAGCUGCAGCGGGCGCUGGAGGAGAAGCAGGCACAGGCGGCAGCGCUGCGGCACGCCGAGGAGAAGCUGACGAGGGAGAAGGCCCGGCACUGGCGUGAGCACCGGAAGCUGACCGCCGAGCUGGCAGAGGUGACGGCGUCGGAGCAGAGGCUGCAACUGCAAGUGAAGAGCCUAAUGGCCGAGCUGGCCUCAUACAAGAGGGGCCGCCGGACUCCCGCUGGCGCAGGCCCCCACGCCCAGGAGCGACGCUCUCUGUCCAACACCCGGCUGCCCCCGUCCCGCUCGGCAUCCCGGGAGAGCCGCAGUUGCAGCCAGGGCCGCCCCCAGCCGCGGUCCCCCUCACCCGCAGGUCCCCGCCCGCCACGCUUCGACCCCACCGCCUUCGUCAGGGCCCGGCAGCGCCGGCAGAAGGAGGCCGAGCGCAAAAACCAGCGGAGCAGGGCGGCUUUCGGCAGCACCAGCCUGGCGAGGAGUUCCUCGGGUGAGUGGGGAACGCGAGGGGUGGGUGGGGGGCACCCAGGGUGGGUUUGGAAGGUUUGGAGGGUAAAAGGGCGCCCUCACAGAGCCCCCUCAAAGCCCCCGUUCAGAGGGUCGCCCCUCAGCAAAGAUCCCUCAGAAGAUCCCCUCACAGGGUCCCCCCCAAAGCCCCCCUCAGAGCAUCCCCAAAGCAAAGACCCCUCACAGCCCCCCUCAGAGCAUCCCGCCCUCAGCAGGACCCCCUCAAGGAUCCCCCCUCAUAGAGCCCCCUCAGAGGAUCGCCCCUCAUAGACCCCCUCAAAGCCCCCCCCUCAGAGGGUCCCCCCCUCACAGAUUCGCCCAUAGCAAAGACCCCUCAGAGAGUCCCUCCUCACAGGGUAACCCCACCCCACAAGGUGCCCCCGAAGGUCCCCUCCCAGGCUGUCCCCCCACC
Phalacrocorax carbo (great cormorant) is the source of this 1276-nucleotide messenger RNA. Lineage: Eukaryota; Metazoa; Chordata; Aves; Suliformes; Phalacrocoracidae. The record is from RefSeq and is a predicted model, not a curated record.